AUGGAGUUCUUGCUGACUGCGAUCCCCGGCGGCGGCGGGGGCGCUGUGGCCGCCGCGGCCGCGGCUGUCGGCACGGUGGCAGCGGCCGCCGCGCUCGCCGAGAAGUCUGGCAUCGUCGGGGUGGGACACAAGGGCCGCUCCAACGCGCCACCAGCUGUCCCUGGUUUACCGAUUAUUGGAAAUCUCCACCAGUUGAAAGAAAGGAAGCCCCAUAAGACUUUUUCAAAAUGGUCUGAAACUUACGGGCCGAUAUACACUAUAAAGACCGGGUCUUCCUCUGUAGCUGUGCUCAACUCAAGAGAAGUAGCCAAGGAGGCAAUGGUUACGAAAUUCUCAUCCAUAUCCACUCGAAAGCUACCUACAGCAAUUUCAGUGCUGACUCAUGAUAAGUCGAUGGUUGCUGUGAGUGACUACAAUGACUUCCACAAGAUGGUGAAACGUUUAAUUAUGGCGGGCAUGUUGGGUGUUUCUGCUCAGAGAAAAUUUCGGGAGACAAGAGACACGAUGAUGAAUAAUUUGUUAAGCACUCUCCGUGCGCUGGUGAAUGAUGACCCACAUUCUCCUCUGAACUUCAGAGAAGUUUUCAAGGACGAGUUGUUCCGCCUGUCCUUGAUCGAGAGCAUAGGUGAGGAUGUGAGUUCAGUUUACGUCGAGGAGUUUGGGAGGGAGGUAUCAAAGGAGGAAAUAUACCAGGCAACUGUAGUUGACAUGAUGAUGUGCGCAAUUGAGGUUGAUUGGAGGGAUUUCUUCCCAUACUUCAGCUGGGUUCCAAACAAGAGCUUCGAAGAAAGAGUUUUUACCGCAGAAUCUAGGCGAACAGCGAUGGUGCUAGCCUUGGUCCGUCAACAGAAGAAAAGAAUUGAGCACGGCGAGGCAAAGCUAUCCUAUUUGGACUUGAUGCUAUCGGAGAACGGCGACCUCACAGACGACCAAUUGAUGAUGCUGGUGUGGGAGGCACUCAUCGAGUCUACAGAUACGACAUUGGUGACGACAGAGUGGGCUAUGUAUGAGCUUGCCAAAAACCCAGAAAUACAGAAUCGACUCUAUCAGGAGAUCCAACAGGUGUGCGGUGACAAGACGGUCACCGAGGAUGACCUUCGUCGGUUGCCCUUCCUGAACGCCGUGUUCAACGAGACGCUGAGGUAUUAUUCUCCCGUCCCACUGGUGCCUCCAAGGUUCGUCCAUGAGACCACCGAGCUGGGUGGCUACGAAGUCCCUGCCGGAACACAGAUGUUCAUCAACCUGUAUGGGUGUAACAUGAACAAGAAGGACUGGGAGGAACCCGAGCAGUGGAGGCCGGAGAGGUUCCUGGACGGGAGUUUCAGUGACGUGGACUUGUUCAAGACCAUGGCGUUCGGCGGCGGGAAGAGGGUCUGCUCUGGGGCUAUGCAGGCGACCAACAUCUCGUGUACCGCCAUCGCGCGCUUGGUGCAGGAAUUCGCCUGGAGGCUGAAGGAGGGCGAUGAGAACAAUGUGGAGACCAUCAGCCUCACAAGCUUCAAGCUCCACCCGCUGCAUGUGCAUGUCUCGCCGAGAGCAACGAAGUGAAGUGUUGUUAUUUUUUUAUUUUUUGGUGAAAAGUCCACCCAUCUAUUGAUAAUCAUUAACAGUAGUACAAAGAAUUUUAAAUAUAAUAA
This is a messenger RNA of Lolium rigidum, 1637 nucleotides long. Its product is annotated as ent-kaurene oxidase 2-like. NCBI's taxonomy places the organism in Eukaryota, Viridiplantae, Streptophyta, Magnoliopsida, Poales, Poaceae. Gene Ontology annotation, molecular function: ent-kaurene oxidase activity; heme binding; iron ion binding. The coding region runs from base 1 to 1548 and encodes 515 amino acids. The record is from RefSeq and is a predicted model, not a curated record. The transcript has 8 exons. Gene Ontology annotation, cellular component: chloroplast outer membrane; endoplasmic reticulum. Gene Ontology annotation, biological process: gibberellin biosynthetic process.